UCCUCAUCAAACGGGUUGUAGCUUUGAAGUAGGUCACUGUCUUCUCACUCUUCAUCCUGAAGCUAUGAAGGAAGCCGCUCUUCUGAUCGUCCUGCUUUCUGCAGCUGCUGCAGCAACUUCACAUCUAAAUUGCAGCGUCACAAAGUCAAAAGAGGGUUCUUUCAGAUACCAGACCUCAGAGAAUCCCAACUCUCCUAAAUGCAUCACGUCCUGGGAAGACAGGAAUGGGACCGUCAUUAAAGACAUCAGUGAAAAGGCAGACAGGAACCUGGUGAUGAACCACACCCUUACCUCUGUGGAGCUGAGAGGAUGCAAAGACUUUCUGCUACACAAGCGGGAAUGUGGCGGGGUUCAGCUGGAGGCUUCCUGCUCUGUGAACUGCAGCCUCUUUGUGGUCAAGAGUCAGCCAGCUACCAUGGUGUGUCUUUCUUCAAACAUCUGCAUCGACAAAGUGACUGCAGGAGUUUCUGCUGCCGCCGUCGCCAUCAUUUUGCUGCUCCUGGCGCUCCUCCUGUGGGUUGUCUGGAAAUGGAGAGCUGGAGGCUGCAGAUGUGCUCGAGGGCAUUACACUCCACGCGACCAGGAACAGGUUCAGAUUGAAAUGGAAGAAAAGGAAACAAGCAAAACACCUGUGACUGAAACUGGUGCAAAAGUGAAACUUUUAACUAUUUAAACAAAACAUAUUGUGAAAAAGAGGCACUGGAACAUGGAGCUCUGCAGAGUCUGAGCAGAAUGGCUGUUUCCAGGGAAACAGUUAUCCCUUUGCAGCAGAGGGAUUCUGUGAGUGUUGGCGACUGCAACCAACACAGAGAAAGAGGGACUAUCUGUUUUUGCAACAAAUUCAUAUCAUUUUAUUACUGUUUUGCAAGUUUUCUUUGAAUCUACCAUCAUAUCAAACUUUGUUUUUUUUUUGUAACUGUUCAUUAAGAAAUUAACAGAAUUAUUGGAUCAGGGUUUGGCUUCUGUUAACAAAGUAAAGGUUCAUUUUCAGGCUUCAAUCCCAACUUUUGGCUGAAAUCUUUCCUUUUUGAAAACAGAAUAACCUGGAUUCAGGUAAGUAGGGGGCUUGUUUGUUACUUAAAGAACUCAGGUCAUACUUACUCUAGUUUAAAGUGUUUUAGCAGUUCAUUGAAAAUAAAUGUCUUAUUUUUCAGCUCAAACAUUUUUCCCCGCUCCAAACGCAUAACCAUGGUGCUUAUGAUCAUAUUGUGAUUGAGCAACUUCUACCUUUUAUGGGAAUGGGAGUGUCUCACACAGUUGACACUUGGAGGGGGGCGGGGAGGUAAUGCAGCAGAAAGACAGUUUAGUCAUGUUUAGAAAAAUGCUGAGUCAGCUUUGAUUGUAUUUGAACUGUUUGCUGCUGGUAAAUCCCAGAACGUGUCUAUUUAUUAGUAAACCACAGCCGUUACCGAUCAAAAGAAUGUUUGGGUUAGGAUUCCUCAUUUUCAAAGGUUUUGGUGUGAACUUGUUCAAGAGGGCUUCUAUAUUUUUAUGUGCUACUUAUAAACUAUGCAAUAAAGUUAUAUUUUCACAAA
Messenger RNA from Oryzias latipes (Japanese medaka), 1535 nucleotides. NCBI's taxonomy places the organism in Eukaryota, Metazoa, Chordata, Actinopteri, Beloniformes, Adrianichthyidae. The record is from RefSeq and is a predicted model, not a curated record.